CUCAGUGUCAGCCAAAUCCAUGAUAUUAACACAAUCUAAAGAGCAAAGGGGAGUUUCCAAAGUAAUCAAACCCGUCCAACUUUCUCAUUUACAGCUAUAGACCACUGAAAAUGGAUCCUAUUAGGGCUGCUGCUCCUUUGCUAUGGUUUUCCCUGUGCUUUGGGAAUAUUCUGGAGGCAGCGGUACUUGGAUCAUUGCAGUACCCCUCUAGCGCAGAUGAUAACGGGCUUGUUUCACAUCUGGAUGAGCAGAGUCGGAGAAAGCCGAUCGCGGUGUCCAGGAAAGACCCUCCGAUAAAUGAUACUAUCGUCCCCCAUGACUAUAUGGUAUCGCUAUACAGGACACUCUCUGAAAUAGAGAGAAGAGGUCUUAACAGCAGUGUUCCUCGCUCCGCAAGACAUGCGAACACGGUGACCAGUUUCGUGGAUCAAGGAAAAGAUCCCUCCUCCUGGGGAAGUGGCCAGCGCUAUCUCUUCGACCUCUCCAGCCUGUCCAGGACAGAUGAGAUCGUGGAGGCAGAACUGAGGAUCCUGAGAAAGCCACCGCUGGAUCGCCUCCCUAUGCUGACGUGGGGCAGGAACCUUUAUCGCCUCCUCCUCUACACAUGUUCCUCUAAGGGGAACUCUGGGAGACGGCUGCUGGACUCCAGGACAGUCGAUGUUCUGGACCGCGAGCCUCCCAAAUGGGAUGUAUUUGACGUGUGGGCCAGCGUGAAGGCUCAGCGGAGGAGCCACAGGACAGCAACGGGCAAUGACCUCCUUGUGGCCUGCUUUGACCUGCUGGUUGUUUCGGAGUUGACCAAAGAGGCAGCCAACCCUCUUACAGUAGGGCUGGGACGCCGGUCUCGGCAGCCCCAGGAGAGGGCCUUGCUGGUGGCUUUUUCUCGCACCCGCAGGAAAGAGAACCUGUUCAAGGAGAUCAGGGAUCAGAUGAAGGCAGUGCGAAGAGACUUGGGUUUUCUGGACCCUUCGGACCUCUCUGGUGAUGUGAUUGGUCACCUACCCAGGCGACGCCAACGCCGGACUGCCCUCACCGGCCGAUCUAUAGGCGGAGCUGGUGGGGGAGGAGGGGGAGGUGGUGGUGGAGGAGGAGGAGGAAGGGGAGGUGGAGGGCGCAGGAAGACUCGCUGCAGCCGUAGGCCGCUCCAUGUCAACUUCAAGGAGUUGGGCUGGGACGACUGGAUCAUCGCACCGCUGGAUUACGAGGCGCACCACUGUGAGGGCGUGUGCGACUUUCCGCUGCGCUCACACCUGGAGCCAACAAAUCACGCCAUCAUUCAGACACUUAUGAACUCUAUGGACCCUGAAUCCAGCCCGCCCAGCUGCUGUGUCCCCUCCAAACUCAGUCCCAUCAGCAUCCUCUACAUUGACUCUGGCAACAAUGUGGUCUACAAGCAGUAUGAGGACAUGGUGGUGGAGAGCUGUGGCUGCAGGUAGCAUAGCAACAGAGAGGGGUGGUGGUGCUAGUCUUGCGUGGCGCUAGUCUCGUCAUUCUGGAAUUUUGGACUGGGGCUUGCAAAGAGCGGAGUUUGAAUGUUUUGUGGGAAAAUACGUUGGUGGUUUAAAGCGCUUCUUAACACUCGCCUCCCCCUAUCUCUUCCCCCUAAACCAGCUGUAUUUUGUGAUUUGUUGAAAAAAGUACAGACAAGUAUGCUCAUUACUGAUCUGCCUCUGCUUAAGGGGAACAUAAUCUUAUUUGCUGCUUAAUUUAUUAAAAGAUGUCAUUGAGCUGCCACUUUA
This is a messenger RNA of Oncorhynchus kisutch (coho salmon), 1739 nucleotides long. Its product is annotated as growth/differentiation factor 6-A. Gene Ontology annotation, cellular component: extracellular region. Gene Ontology annotation, molecular function: cytokine activity; growth factor activity. The transcript is spliced from 2 exons. The coding region runs from base 111 to 1436 and encodes 441 amino acids. NCBI's taxonomy places the organism in Eukaryota, Metazoa, Chordata, Actinopteri, Salmoniformes, Salmonidae. Gene Ontology annotation, biological process: BMP signaling pathway. The record is from RefSeq and is a predicted model, not a curated record.